This is a messenger RNA of Schistocerca serialis cubense, 3110 nucleotides long. RefSeq names its product ubiquitin carboxyl-terminal hydrolase 36 (gene scny). The transcript has 15 exons. Gene Ontology annotation, biological process: regulation of apoptotic process; protein deubiquitination. Gene Ontology annotation, cellular component: cytosol; nucleus. Lineage: Eukaryota; Metazoa; Arthropoda; Insecta; Orthoptera; Acrididae. Gene Ontology annotation, molecular function: cysteine-type deubiquitinase activity; cysteine-type endopeptidase activity. The coding region runs from base 169 to 2910 and encodes 913 amino acids. The record is from RefSeq and is a predicted model, not a curated record.
CAGUGUCGUAGUAAACGUGAUAGUCGGAUAGAGCGGCAUGUGUCACGUUCCGGUUUACAUUUAUGUUUCUUGUUGAAUGUAAGCAGUUUAAACAUUUAUAAUAUUCUGUGUGAAUAACAGUGAUUAUAUUAGGAAGACGUAACAUAUGGUUAUGUGUUCAAAAAUAUUAUGCCUGCUUCUGGGGGAGAUCCAGUGAGUACAGCACUUCGCUUGUCCUUAACAAGUGAACGCACUGGAGAUCUUGAAAAGCGGUUAGUGGCGUCCUCGGCGAAUGUCCUCCUGUCUCAUAUAGAAUAUGAGUCGUCGGGCACCUUUAAGUCUUCUAUGUUGGAUACUUUGAAGGGAAAAUAUACUGUGCUACGCACUGGUGGGCCCAUUUCGAAUGGCAGUACUUGUCUGAAAUCCUGUAACAAAAAAUUAAGCGACGAAAUGAGGCCUGAGCCAGAUGCUGUGCUUCCUACUCCAGAGAGAACUCUGUUCCCAGCGGAAAAAGUGCAGCUGGGAUGGCGGGGGACUUUUCCAGUUGGAGCAGGGAUGAUAAAUAUGGGGAAUACCUGCUACCUGAAUUCCACAUUACAGGCACUAUUCCAUGUUCCCGCUCUAGUCAACUGGUUGCAAAGUGAUUCUGGUCAUCUUGAAAAAUGUUCCAUAAAUGGCGGCAUUCAAAGCGAAUGCAUUAUUUGUGCCCUCAACAAAACAAUGAAAGCGUCUCAUAAUAAAGGUGCCGGUAUCAUCAAACCACUUCUGAUAUACAGUAAACUGAAAACAAUAUGCAAACAUAUGAAUCAAGGUCAGCAAGAAGAUGCUCAUGAGUUUAUGCGUUACCUCAUUGAAAGUAUGGAGAAGGCAUACUUGCUUCGGUAUAAGGUUUACAAGUUGGACAACUACAGCAAAGAAACAACUCCAUUGAAUCAAAUAUUUGGUGGCUACAUUCGAUCAGAAGUGACAUGCUUGCAGUGCCGUGCAGUUUCCACAACAUUCCAGCACUUUCAGGACCUCCUCCUGGAUAUACGGAGGGCCAGCACGUUGGAGGAUGCUCUCUCUGCAUAUUUUACACACGAGAGGCUGGAGGGUGAUGAUGCUUAUAGAUGUGAAAGAUGUCAUCGGAAGGUACCUGCAAACAAGAAAUUUUCUCUUGAGAAACCUCCAAUGGUCCUCUGCAUACAACUUAAAAGGUUCAGCAUGUUGGGUGCUAAAUUGAAUAAGCAUGUUGAAUUUCCUCAGCGGUUGGAUCUCACCAGGUACCUCUGUCCACAGUCACAGUACCGUGGAGGACAGCCUUUGACUUACAGAUUGACAUCACUUGUUCUCCACAUGGGCUCAUCUGUAAACUGUGGUCACUACACAGCUGUUGCCCAGACAUCCACUGGUCACUGGUACCAAUUUGAUGACAGCUCAGUAAGACCUAUAUCACUAAAUUCAGUUCUUGAUAUGAAUGCAUACAUAAUCAUCUAUGAAAUGGAUAAAUCUGAAGCAAAUAUACCUCAGACACAGCCUGCAGUGUCUACAAAACCUGCAACAGUUACUUCUGUGACAUCACAAAACACUCUUACAAAUGGAAGUACAGGCUACAAGACAAACUUACAACGGCUCGUUAGCCCUGCAAUGAUUCCUACAAGUGUAAAGGCAGCAUCUCAGACUAAUGGCCUGUUAAAUAACCACAAGCCAGCAGCCCCUGUUACAAGCAAACUGUCCCCUGUUAAAAGCCCUGUGAAAGUCACAAAAACGGAAGCCCCCAUUGCCAUAAAUAAUGUAUCUAGUCCAGCUCCAUCAUCCUUGAAAGAAAGGGUACACUCGUCACCACUGCCACAGAGCUUGGUUCCAUACGAUCCCGGUGACUCCACCGGUACAGAUUCCGAGCCGGAGGGAGAUGGAGCAGCCAGAGACUCCAGCUCCGGUGGUCCUGGUGAUGACAGUUCGGUCCCCAGCCCCCCCUCCAACAGCCCGACCCCACCCCCGCCCCCUGUCACAACCGCGGCUUCCACCCCUACACCCACUCCCAGCCCCAGACGUACGUUACAAAUCCCCCGCGCAGGUUGGCAAGUGACGGAGCAGGGCAUCUGCACGAAGCCCCCUCCACCCCCUGCCACAUCUGCUCCCGUAGCAGCUGCAACCACAACGUGGUGCGUGUCAUCUCUUUCCUCUGCCAAGGACUCGACUCCGGGGCCACCGCAGCAGCCCCAGCGGCCCGUAUCUGUGCCUUCUCAGUCAGAUCGGCAUUGUAAUGGCAGUCGGAACAACAGCGAUGACAGCCCGAGACUACAUCGAGACGAAGUCAGAUCCAUAGUUGGUAAGGAAGUAGCCAAUGGAGAUGAUAGAGCAUCCCCUAUUCAUCGAUCACGAAUUCCUCACACUGUUGUCGUUCGGAUGCCAAGAGAUGAACGAUCUGAUGGUGAUAGCAGGCCAAAUAACAGUGGAAAAGGACCAAGUCAGAUGUGGGAUGGUGCUGCCAGAACAGAAAUCACUGGCAAACUGAAGCACUUGUCACACCAAGGCUAUGCGGGAGCACAAGUGACUAGUUGGGGUGGUGAACGGAGCUACGUGGACAUUGAACUGGAGAAAGAGCGUGAUAAGGAACGCAAGAGGUCUUUAGAAAAUUUGUAUGAUGAAGAGCUCGACAGAGGAAGGGCAAAGAAGAUGAAAUUCAACAAUAACAGCAGCUCGCAGCACAAUUCCCGACCCAAGUACAAUUCGUUCCAGCAGUAUCACAAUGAGAAGAUUCGUUGGAAUAACUCUGGCAACAUGUUCAGGCCACAGGUCUAUUACCGCCCACACCAUUCACAUCCUCAUCCCCCACCAUACCAUCACAAGGGAUUAUAUUACAAGAACCGUGGUGGCCAUUCCUUUCACAAAUUCAAUGGUAGUGGGAGAUUUGGUGGUUCAAAACAAGGGUCUCGUUGGCAGCGCUGACAUCUCUCCUGUAGAGGAGAGAUGUACCCUCGAGCAGAUAUCUCAAUGGAUGUAAAUAUUUUUCUUUUUCUUCAGUACCUUUUAUUUUUACUCAGUUGUCAGGCAGUCACAUUGUAAAUUGAAGUGUUUUUUAAGCUGUGACAGUAGAUGUUUUAAAUGUAUUAUAUGAACUUCAGUGGAAUAACAGAUUUGAUUGUGUA